AUAUUUUUUUUAAAUGUCUGCUCAUCAUUAUAUAAUUUUAUCAAAUGUAACGUAAUUGUAAUAUUUUUUUAAUAUUAAUAGAAUAAUAUUUGAAACAAUUACGUUGUUAUAAUUAUAAUUUAACUUUCUAAUAAAGAUUGAAACACGGAAAGAUGCAGCGGACAAAUUUUAAAGAAAAUGGUACUGCCACAGGCACUACUAUUGCAACUGAUAAAACUGAAAAUGAAGAAAACUCACCAGCAGGUGAACCCGGACAACGACAGCCAACCGUAGCAACAUCACUAACAACAACAAUUUCACAAAACGAACCAACAGCAACGACAUCAAAUUUGCAAAAUGAUAACUCCAAAAACAGUAACAAAUGUAUGACUGUUCAUGAGUAUGCAGAGGCCUACAGGACUUGGACUUUUCAUCAGCAAAUGGUGCAACAGAUGAACAUGGCUUAUAUUAAUUUUUAUUACAUGCUCAGUAUAUUAGGCAGCCACAGUGCCAUGCUGCAAAAUGCUUGUUGGCCUACGCAAGCUAGCGUCUCCCAAGGGCCCACAUCAUCAUCAUCAUCAUUACUUAGAGAUGGGCAAACACAGCAGGAACCCGCUAAUAAUGCCUCGCGGAUCCCACUAAAUCGUGUCAACACUGGUGACCAUUCAGUUGGAGUAGGAAGAAUGGUAGGAAGAAGAUGUGAAAUUGCCUCACUGUGGAGAAGAGUUCUGGCAGAGUUGAUAGACUUUUUCAUCUUAUUCACUCUCAAACUAGCUGGCUCAAUCAUGUUCUUCGACUUCAUCGAUGUCAUAGAUCUAGAUUUUUACGACCUGCAAAAAUUCGCAACUUUGAACUGGGACACAAAAUUGGCAAACAGCAUUACAAAUGAACUGAUCAUGUUUGAACUGAUCAACAGAGUUUUUGUCAGCAUUUUCGAGGCACUGUGUCUAAGAAGGGGGCCCAUAGGAUCCGUCGGUGGCGUGACCCCCGGAAAGAAAAUGAUGGGAAUUAGGGUUGUAUCAUGUUUAAACGUUUCCAGGGCUGAUCAUAACAAAGUUCUGGUUUUUCCAGCUGGCAAUCUUAACUUUUUAGAUGCCCUUAUAAGGUCUUUGGUGAAGAAUUUCAGUUUCAUCUUUUUCAUUCCCAUGCCCCUGACGGUAUUGAUGUCGGCACACAGUAGAACCAUUUACGACCUUAUAUCUAAUUCCAUGGUUGUCUAUGUGGGGCCUGAUGAUGUCGCCUAUUUCCGCUGAUGAGAUGUGUGUGUGUGUGUGUGUCUGUUUGUAAGUGUGUAUGUAUGUAUGUGUCUGUUUGUAUGUAUGUGUAUGUGUGUUUGUCUGUAUGUGUGUAUGUGUGUGUCUGUCUGUGUGUAUUUGUGUCUGUGUGUAUGCGUGUUUGCAUUUAAUGAUCUGAUUUAAUAUGGUUGAUUGAUUUAUUAUUUAUUAAUAAUAACACAUUUUUAAUAUAUUAUUAUACAAAUUUAUUUUCUAAAUUCAAUUCGGAUUUUAGUUGUUUGUUACACAUAAGCACUUUACUAUGAAGCCCUUGAA
Helobdella robusta is the source of this 1529-nucleotide messenger RNA. RefSeq lists its product as hypothetical. Bases 153 to 1232 code for a protein of 359 amino acids. Lineage: Eukaryota; Metazoa; Annelida; Clitellata; Rhynchobdellida; Glossiphoniidae. The record is from RefSeq and is a predicted model, not a curated record. The transcript has 5 exons.